GUCAGUCAUUCUCAUCGUUGCAAAUAUGCGAACAUUUCUGAAAAAUUCCUCGCGAUGACGCCCAAUCGACGUGUUUACCGAGUGUUUUUGUUAAUGUUUAUAACGCGUUUAAUGACAGUCCACGGGGCGAUUUUAAAUUUGGAUCUCGGCGAUUACGGCUACGAUACCUUGGGAGGACCGGAGGAGGAGCCCUACGAGGUAAAAGAUUCGGAAAAUCGGAAAAGUUGUAUGUGCGUCCCGUUUUGGCAGUGCAAAGAGGAGUUUAACGGCGGCGGUGAUUUGGACGUGAGGAAGAGGAGUAAAGUAGGAGCGAGGAGUGAGGGAGGCGAGUCAGUGACGUGCACCGGAUACUUUGACGUGUGUUGUAAGGUUGAGUGCGGAGUGAGGCAGUUGGAUGUGGACAAGAGGAUUUUGGGCACUGAUCAGAACACCGCUAGUUUCGGGGAGUUUCCUUGGAUGUUAGGUAUACUGAAGGGCGAAAAGUACAAAUGCGGCGCGUCCCUAAUCCACCCGAAAAUCGCCCUGACGGCAGCCCACUGCGUCGCCGCCUCACCAGGCCAAUACAAAGUGAGGGCGGGCGAGUGGCACUGGGAAAACACCGACGAACCAGCGGAGCACCAGGACCGCAAAGUCGAACGGGUGCUCCUUCAUCCCCAUUUCCACGGCGGCUCUUUAAAGAACGACAUCGCCCUACUCGUACUGAACAGCCCCUUUCAACUAUCCAGUAACGUUGGCGUCGUGUGCUUACCACCGAAAAACCAUAAAUUGGACGUGAAACGGUGCACCGCCUCCGGUUGGGGUAGAAACUCCAUGAGAAAGGGCAGCUAUCAGUCGGUAUUGAAAAAAGUCUCUUUGCCCAUAGUGUCGAACGAUCGGUGCGCGGCAGUGUUGAGACAAUCCACGCCCGCAUUGGGGCCAUUUUUUACGUUGCACGGGAGUUUUAUUUGUGCGGGGGGAGAACCGAAUAAAGACACUUGCAAGGGUGACGGGGGUAGUCCGCUGGUUUGUCCAGUGGUCGGUCGGGAGGACAGAUACGAACAGGUGGGGAUUGUGUCCUGGGGGCUCAGUUGUGGCAUGACGGAGGCGCCCGGGGUUUAUGUUAAUGUUGUGAUGUUUGCCGAAUGGAUCGAUGGGGAAAUGGAGAAGUUGGGAUUGGAUACUGAUAUUUAUAAGUACUAUUAAGUUUAUUAUUUUUGCAGAUGUUUAUACUUUUGUGAUUGCUAGGUUAGGGUUUUUUUUUGUACAUUUUGUAAUAUAUAUAAUGUCUGUUUAUAGAA
Molecule: messenger RNA, 1277 nt
Organism: Anthonomus grandis grandis
Lineage: Eukaryota; Metazoa; Arthropoda; Insecta; Coleoptera; Curculionidae
Product: phenoloxidase-activating factor 2-like
Exons: 2
Coding region: 55-1182 (375 amino acids)
Biological process (GO): proteolysis
Molecular function (GO): serine-type endopeptidase activity
Source: RefSeq, a predicted model, not a curated record